Molecule: messenger RNA, 2876 nt
Organism: Hippopotamus amphibius kiboko
Lineage: Eukaryota; Metazoa; Chordata; Mammalia; Artiodactyla; Hippopotamidae
Gene: F13B
Product: coagulation factor XIII B chain
Exons: 12
Coding region: 151-2127 (658 amino acids)
Source: RefSeq, a predicted model, not a curated record
ACUGUUUUAAAUCAAAUAGUAAGGCUUGCUACAAAAGGACUUAGAUGUUGUAAAUAAUUAACUUUCUUUUCAUGAGACGUAUUGUGUACUUAAUGAGGAGUCCCUGGUACUUUAGAAUGAUUAAAACCUUUUUUAAGCUCACCACAGAAGAUGAGGUCCAGAGGCUUGGCUUUGAUUAUCAUGCUAAUCAUCUCAGGAGGACUCAGUGCAGAAGAGAAACCCUGUGGUUUUCCUCGUGUGGAAAAUGGAAGGAUUGCCCAAUAUUACUAUACUUUUGAAAGUUAUUACUUUCCAACGAGCAUAAACCAACAUCUGUUAUUUUCCUGCUUGGCUGGUUAUACAACUGAAAGUGGGAAACAAGAGGCCCGGACCACGUGUACGGCAGCAGGCUGGUCCCCAGAACCACGGUGCUUCAAAAAAUGCCUUAAGCCUGACCUGAGGAACGGUUACAUCUUUGAUACAAAAUUAUCUUAUAAAAUUCAAGAAAACAUGCGUUAUCAUUGUGCGUCUGGGUACAAAACCAGAGCCGGGCAGGAUGAAGAAGUGGUUCAGUGCCUCGCAGGUGGAUGGUCUUCUCAGCCAGCCUGUAGCAAGGAACACGAAACAUGUUUGGCCCCUGAAUUACAUCAUGGAAAUUAUUCCACAGCACAGAAGACAUUCAAAGUGAAGGACAAAGUACAAUAUGAGUGUGCCUCUGGGUACUACACAGCUUCCGGGAAGAGGACGGAAGAGGUGGAGUGUCACCCGCAUGGAUGGACCCUCACCCCACAAUGCACCAAAUUAAAAUGCUCUUCUUUAAGAUUAAUAGAAAAUGGUUAUUUUCAUCCUGUAAAGCAAACCUAUGAAGACGGAGAUGUAGUUCAGUUUUUCUGUCAUAAAAAUUAUUAUCUAAGUGGAUCUGAUCUAAUUCAGUGCUAUAACUUUGGUUGGUAUCCAGAUUCUCCUGUCUGUGAAGGAAGAAGAAAUCGAUGUCCUCCUCCCCCUCUGCCUCUGAACUCCAAAAUUCAGACGUACUCAACCACUUACCGUCAUGGAGAAACAGUUCGUAUAGAAUGUGAACUUAACUUUGAGAUACAGGGAUCAGAAGAGAUACGCUGUGAAAAUGGAAAGUGGACAGAACCUCCCAAAUGCGUUGAAGAAAAGCAGAGGAUGACCUGUGAGGACCCACCCUUGGUUGAGAAUGGUGGAGCAAACCCAUCUUCCAAGGUCUAUUACAAUGGGGAUAAAGUGACAUACACGUGUGAAAAAGGGUAUCACCUCCGCGGACCAGAAGAAAUAACUUGUAAACGUGGAAACUGGACCCUUCCCCCUGAGUGUGUCGAAAAUACUGAGAACUGUAACCCUCCACCUGCUGUAAUAAACGGGGCUGUUGUUGGUGGGGUACUGGCAAGCUACCCAACAGGCUCCUCGGUGGAAUAUAGAUGCAGUGAAUACUACUUACUGAGAGGAGCAAAAACGGCUCACUGUGCACAAGGAAGAUGGUCAUCCCCACCUGUUUGCUUAGAGCCAUGUAGUGUUAACGUGGAUGCCAUGAGCAGAAAUAACCUAGAGAUGAAGUGGAAUUAUGAAGGAAAGAUCUUACACGGAGAUUUAAUAGAUUUUGUAUGUAAACAAGGAUAUGACCUCUCUCCGUCAUCCACACUCUCUGAGUUAUCGGUGCAGUGCAACAGGGGAGAAGUGCAAUAUCCUUCAUGUAUUAGAAAAGAAUCUAAAAGAACGUGCGCAUCUCCACCACUUAUUAAAAAUGGAGUUAUUAAGAGUUCAACCCUAGGCACCUAUGAAAACGGUUCCUCAGUGGAAUACAGAUGUUUUGAGCACCAUUUCCUACAAGGGUCUAGGGAGUCCUAUUGUUUAGAGGGAGUGUGGACUACACCACCAUUGUGUUUGGAGCCUUGCACAUUAUCUUUUGAUACAAUGCAAGAUAAUAAUUUACUCCUGAAAUGGACUUUUGACAAUAGGCCAUAUAUUUUCCACGGCGAGUAUAUUGAGUUUCUUUGUAAGAGAGAUACUUACACAACUGAGUUUUCUGUGAUUGGAGCUGAACUCAGAGUGCUAUGUGACAGAGGGCAAUUAAAUUACCCAAGAUGUAUUCAAAGAGAAAGGAUGUUGCCUUAUCAAGAACCCUAAGGACAUAAAAAUGAAUGGCAGAAAGAAGAAUAGCAUUUUGACACAUCAUAAAAUCCUUUAUAUGAAUAUACAUUCAGAUUCGAAAAUACAUCCAUCCUCAAUUUCUAUAUCUGAUAUGGAGCAUGUUUAUAAAAUAGAAAAAGAACAGCGAAAAUAUAAGCAUUUGCUAAAUAAUCACUUUAUAGGAGGGAAAAAGCCAAAAUAUAUGACAAUAUGAUGAAAUAAUAGGGUAUUUGUUAAUAAAACGACACCAAACCUGGAAGUUUCCAAGCCAACCAAGUUCUAUGGCUGUGAAAAUCAGUGAUCUUGAGUUUCCAAAGAAAAUACUCUAAACAUAUUGAAAAGGACAAGAUAAAAGGAAAGAAGAAACUCUGCUAGCUCUGGCAUGCCUUGGGGCAUUCAGAUACAGUAAGCAUUCAGAUUCCUAAUAAUUUUUGGAAGGGAUUCCAGUUACCUUGCUAUAACCUGAAACCUUUUGGAGCUAUUAGGGACCCCAGAACCCAUUUAAUCAAUUGCCAUACCUCAAGUAAAGAUUUUGAACACACUGCUAUCAUGUGUAUGGAAAGUCUUUGGCUCUCAGAAUUUGGAACAGUUAUCACCUAAAAUGAUGCUUAAAAUCAAUGUGGAUUAUGGUGUUUGUAGAGGUUAGAGGAAUGUAAGUAGAGAAAAUAAAUAAAAGAUAGUAAAAUAAAUCAUAUACCUUACUAUUGUAAUAAAAAUAAAUAUAAAUGGACCAACUUUGCUAAUGA